Messenger RNA from Galeopterus variegatus (Sunda flying lemur), 375 nucleotides. RefSeq names its product peroxisomal biogenesis factor 19-like. Bases 7 to 375 code for a protein of 122 amino acids. Gene Ontology annotation, cellular component: peroxisome; peroxisomal membrane. Gene Ontology annotation, biological process: protein import into peroxisome membrane. The transcript has 3 exons. NCBI's taxonomy places the organism in Eukaryota, Metazoa, Chordata, Mammalia, Dermoptera, Cynocephalidae. The record is from RefSeq and is a predicted model, not a curated record.
AGCAAGAUGGCCGCCGCUGAGGAAGGCUGUGGUGUUGGGGCCGACGCGGACCGGGAAUUGGAGGAGCUUCUGGAAAGUGCUCUUGAUGAUUUUGAUAAAGCCAAACCUCCAGUGCUCCCACCUACCACCACGACCCCUGAUGCUUCAGGGCCCCAGAAGAAGUCUCCAGGCGACACUGCCAAAGAUGCCCUCUUCGCCUCCCAAGAGAAGUUUUUCCAGGAAUUAUUCGACAGUGAGCUGGCUUCCCAAGCCACUGCAGAGUUCGAGAAGGCAAUGAAGGAGUUGGCUGAGGAAGAGCCCCACCUGGUGGAGCAGUUCCAAAAACUCUCAGAGGCUGCCGGGAGAGUGGGUGAGGAAGGGACCCCAGACAAAUAG